Molecule: messenger RNA, 657 nt
Organism: Xenopus laevis (African clawed frog)
Lineage: Eukaryota; Metazoa; Chordata; Amphibia; Anura; Pipidae
Product: retinal homeobox protein Rx1-like
Exons: 5
Coding region: 1-657 (218 amino acids)
Source: RefSeq, a predicted model, not a curated record
AUGGGUCUUCUAAAUAGCGAUUUUUAUUCCUUUUUUGUAAUCACGCCUACUUUCGAUGAUGUCACUUCCGGGUUUACAAUGACAGCACUUGAUGUCAGUGGGUCAUGGUUUCUGGAUAAGGUUCCCCUUUGGAGGUUCCAGAAGAAGAACCAGAAGUUCCAUCAGGAGCCGUUGCUUUCAGAGCUGGGAGCCCGAAAACAAACUCCCCACUAUCUGAGAAUAAGGGACAAUGUUCCUGGGUCAGACUCCCAGACAGUGAAUGGUAGAGAUGAGUUUGAAGCUGAACACCAUGAAGGGGAGGAUGAGCUGAGCGACACCCCGCAGGAAAGCUCCACAUGUGACCGGAAGAACAAGAGAACAAGAAUCAGGACCACCUUCACCAUGGCACAGCUGCUUCAGCAGAUAUUCCAGGUUACCCACUACCCCGACGUACAGACACGUGACCAGCUGGCUGCAAAAAUCCAGCUCCCAGAGAUCCAAGUGCAGAUAUGGUUUCAAAACCGAAGGGCGAAAUGGAGGAAAUACGAAAAACUGGGCAAUUUCGGAGGGCUCCAGCAUCUCACGUCGGUCUAUAUGGUCCCUGCCCCAAAGUCAGAUUGCAUGAUUAAGAAGUACAAGUGUCAGAAUGGGUCUCCUUGGGUCCACCAGAAAACCUGA